AUGGCUGGCGGACCCAAGAAAUGUUUGCCUUUGAUUGGAUUCAGCUUUAUCUGUCUUAAAAUGGUUGCUUCAGCAAACACAGCUCCCGAAAUACCCACUAUAGAUCAGGCAUAUUCAAAAAUCAGCAACAGCAUCACUGUGGAAUGGGCCACAGUGCCAGGGGCCACCAGUUAUCUCCUCACGGCUGAAGAUGGAGACACUGUCAUUGAAACCAUGGUGACCAAUUCCCCAGGCACUGUGACAGGGCUGAAGGCUGCGACCUUGUACCAAAUCACCAUCAGAUCCAUCAGUGCGACUGGGAGAAGCCAAGCAUCGCUUCCGAAGCAGGCAAAGACAGUGUUGGCUGCACCAAUUCUAGAAGUAAGCUCUCCAAGCCCAGACUCUAUUCUUGUGCAGUGGGAAGCUGUAUAUAUGGCAAUUGGAUUCUCUGUGUCCAUUAUGCGAGUCAAUGGUUUGGGUAGAGUAUGGAAAGAGAAUACCACAAACACCUCCUUGACGUUCACCAGGUUGGAUGCUGGGACUCUCUACACCAUAAAGGCCUAUGCGUGGAACGCCAAUGGUACCCCUGGGGACGACUCCACCUGUAAUCAGAGAACAAGUCCUCGUGCCCCAGCCAACGUUCAAGUCUCUUUUGACAGUGGGGCUCUGAAGGCUUCUGUUUCGUGGGUCCCCACGGAAGGAGUUUUCAACUAUACUGUGAUGGCUUCAAGUGAGUCUUCGGAGCUGAGCUGUAGCACGACUCGCAGUGCGUGUACCAUCUCCUCCCUGCAGUGUGGGACUGAGUACCUGAUUUCAGUUUUAGCAAGUAACGAUGCGGGGUCUAGCAAGUCAACCUCUCCGGAGGCCCUAAAAACUGUUGCUUGUGCACCUGAAAGAGUGACCAUCCAAGAAGAUCCUCCAGGCCACCUGUCUGUGGCUUGGUCCAAUGUAGAUCUGGGUGAUUACUAUGUGGCCUUUGUGAAGAGUGAUGAUGGCUUGGAAGUCCACUGCAACACAUCCCUCACCCAGUGCAGUUUCUUAUCUGAAUGUGGCUUCACUUACUUUAUUAGUGUUUUUGCCUAUAACAAGGCAGGGCAGAGUCCUCUGGGCGAUGUGUUCAAUUAUACCACAGCCCCCUGUUGUCCUAGCGACAUUAACCUUGUGUUAGUGUCCAGUGACAGAGUAGAGAUUGUCUGGUCUCCUGUCCGUGGUGCCGAACUUUAUGAGACCAAGGCUGUCGAUGGGUUCCACGUGGUCGAGUGCAACGACACCGCUCCUGCUUGCACCCUCUCUGCUCUAGACUGUGACACCAAGUACAACAUCACGGUGUAUUCCUUCAGCGAAGUCCGGGGCAGCAAUACGUCGUGUACUUCCCGAGUUGUAACCACAGCUCCUUGCAGUCCCGAAAUAAAAAACGUUUCGAAGGAUGCAUCCUCCAUGAUUCACGUGCACUGGCGAUCCACUAAUGACGCUGCCACUUACACGGUGACCGCCCAGGGGGAGGAAGGGCUGUAUCGGUGCAGCAGCACCGGAGAGUCCUGCGCCAUGGGCGGCUUGCCCUGCGGGUCCGUGUUCUCCGUCACCGCGGUGGCUGAAACACAGGCAGGGAGGAGCCUGCCCAGCUUCAGCGUGCCCCUGGAAACAGUGCCGUGCUGUCCUGCUGGUCUGACACUAACUCAGGUCACCCAAUCAGUAAUCAACGUGAGCUGGACUGUUGGGACCAGGGCCCAAACCUAUGUGACAGUUCUGGAGUCACACAGCGGACAGUCGAAGUGUCUCACCCACCAAAGCCAGUGUCUCCUGGGAUGUAUCACAUGCGGCAUCAAUUACACAGUGGCAUUAAAAGCGAUUAGUGCCACUGGGUUGACAGCAGACUGCGCCUACCAAAGUUAUUCCUCUAGUGCCUGCUGCCCUUUGGGAGUGAAAUUAUAUAGGCUGGGCCCUAACGGCAUCCGAAUCUACUGGCAGGCUGCCAGGGGCUCUACCAAUUACAGCACCGACCUCUACGGUUCUAAAGGCGUUUUCACAUGUGCCCCAAGCGCUGGCCUCAGUUUUUGUGAUGUCACCGAGAUACCCUGUGGAGAUGUGUAUACUGUGAUGGUCUCACCAGUUGCUGAGACAGGACUGAAGCUGACUUUCUGUCCAAAAAAAAUAUAUUCAGUAACCUGCUCUGGGAGUACACUUGGAAUGGUGAUUUACCGAGGGAAAAGAAAUGCAGAAUGACACACUGAGCCACAGACAAAAGCAGAGGCUGGACCUAAGUGGACUCAGUUGUUGGUGUGAUUAGAGGUGGAAAAGCUCUACU
Molecule: messenger RNA, 2284 nt
Organism: Hyaena hyaena (striped hyena)
Lineage: Eukaryota; Metazoa; Chordata; Mammalia; Carnivora; Hyaenidae
Gene: FNDC7
Product: fibronectin type III domain containing 7
Exons: 13
Coding region: 1-2202 (733 amino acids)
Molecular function (GO): protein binding
Source: RefSeq, a predicted model, not a curated record